Molecule: messenger RNA, 1389 nt
Organism: Leptosia nina
Lineage: Eukaryota; Metazoa; Arthropoda; Insecta; Lepidoptera; Pieridae
Source: the annotation of a GenBank genome assembly
AUGGACAACUUCGGUUACCGCGAGAUGGGGUGGCCGUCGCCCCUUCAAACGCCGUCGCAGACGCCUCGAUCGCGUCUCACUAGCAGCUUCAGUUCGCGAACCAGAGAUCCCGAAGAGUUUCCAUUAAGGAGCUCCUACCGACAUGUCCGAAACAUCGACCAUUUGGAAGCCGGUAACGAACCUGGCAAAGCCAAAGAAUACCUAUUUGUUGGACCUUCACCACCAGCUGAAGAUGCCCCAAACAUGUACCACAGUUUCGAUGUAUUGGCGCCUGAUCCAGAAGCCAGGUUGACAGAAGACAUGGUUCGUCGAGCGCUAUGUGAAAAAGCCCUCACAUUAGGCGCAGGGAGAUUUUUCGACGACCUCGAAUGCGGUAUAAUCACGGCUGAUAAUAUUGAGGAGCAUAUAUCGUCGGCGCCAGAAGUUGUUGUUAAUUUAACUCUGCUAUGGGCAGCAUUCUUGGCCCGUGAAGAACUUUUGCCUGCUAUUUAUGAGGCAGGUGCUGAUAUCCACUACUCGGACCCAAUUGGUUUGACAGCGCUUCAUAUAGCAGGUUUUAGUGGCGCUGGAAGGGCUGUGGCCUAUUUAAUAUCUAUAGGUACGGAUGUAGAUUAUGCUCCAAAAUAUUUCGCUCCCUUACACUGCGCAGCGUUUGGAAAUUCGUUAGAAGUGGCAGAGUACUUAAUCGCUACUGGAGCUUCUUUACACGCUGUUGUCCAGCGUGCGGGUUGUGAAGAUAAUCUCGUUCACUGUGCAGUUAGAAAUGAUGCCUUGGAGUGUAUGGAGUAUUUCAUAGAGAAGGGAGUAGAUCCAGCUUAUAUUACUUCGGGAGGACUUAAUGCUUUACACUUAGCGGCCGAGCUUGGCGCACAGAGAUGUCUCGCUUACUUAUUAAAAGCCACGAAACUUAGUGUUAAUGGUGUUACUAAACAGAGGGAUAAAGAGUGCACUGCUCUGCAUUUAGCAGCCUCAAGAGGUUACACAGAGUGUGUAGAGCUACUGCUCUCUGAAGGAGCUAAAGCUAACGCAAAAAAUUAUAGGGGAUUCACUGCCUUGCAUUUAGCAGCUAGGUGUUCUUCGGUCGAGUGUGUUGAAGUGCUGUUACGAGAUGGGAAUGCAGAUCCAAAUGCUGAAGAUUAUGACAAACGGACACCAUUGCAUGCGGCUAUAUCGAAAUCGGAACGUUCUUGCGAUAUAAUAGACAUGCUAGUUAGUUGGGGCGCGCAAGUUAAUAAAAAAGAUGAAUACGGAUAUUCACCCAUCCACUUAGCUGCGAUAGAUGGCCUAACUAGUUGCGUCGAAACACUCAUAUUUUUAGGCGCAGAUGUUACAUCCAAGUCGAAGAAAAGGGCACACAGCGUUAAGUGUCAUAGUUCGAAAAACGCCUAA